This is a messenger RNA of Rhinolophus ferrumequinum (greater horseshoe bat), 3347 nucleotides long. RefSeq names its product calcium voltage-gated channel auxiliary subunit gamma 4 (gene CACNG4). The transcript is spliced from 4 exons. Bases 36 to 1019 code for a protein of 327 amino acids. Gene Ontology annotation, cellular component: postsynaptic density membrane; voltage-gated calcium channel complex; AMPA glutamate receptor complex. The record is from RefSeq and is a predicted model, not a curated record. Lineage: Eukaryota; Metazoa; Chordata; Mammalia; Chiroptera; Rhinolophidae. Gene Ontology annotation, molecular function: channel regulator activity; voltage-gated calcium channel activity. Gene Ontology annotation, biological process: neurotransmitter receptor transport, postsynaptic endosome to lysosome; neurotransmitter receptor internalization; calcium ion transmembrane transport.
CGGGCCGGCGGGCGGCGGACUAUGAGGCGCCCACCAUGGUGCGAUGCGACCGCGGGCUGCAGAUGCUGCUGACCACGGCCGGAGCCUUCGCCGCCUUCUCGCUUAUGGCCAUCGCCAUCGGAACCGACUACUGGCUCUACUCCAGCGCGCACAUCUGCAACGGCACCAACCUGACCAUGGACGACGGGCCCCCGCCCCGCCGCGCCCGCGGCGACCUCACCCACUCGGGGCUGUGGCGGGUAUGCUGCAUCGAAGGGAUCUAUAAAGGGCACUGCUUCCGGAUCAAUCAUUUCCCCGAGGACAAUGAUUACGACCACGACAGCUCAGAGUAUCUCCUUCGCAUCGUCCGCGCCUCUAGCGUCUUCCCCAUCCUCAGCACCAUCCUGCUUCUGCUCGGCGGGCUCUGCAUCGGCGCCGGGAGGUUCUACAGCCGCAAGAACAACAUCGUCCUCAGUGCUGGCAUCCUCUUUGUGGCUGCAGGCCUCAGUAACAUCAUAGGCAUCAUCGUCUACAUUUCCAGUAACACAGGCGAUCCAAGCGACAAGCGCGAUGAAGACAAAAAAAACCACUACAACUACGGCUGGUCUUUUUACUUUGGAGCCCUGUCAUUCAUUGUGGCCGAGACCGUGGGUGUCCUGGCCGUGAACAUUUACAUUGAGAAAAAUAAAGAGUUGAGAUUUAAGACCAAACGCGAGUUCCUUAAGGCUCCCUCCUCGUCCCCCUACGCCAGGAUGCCCAGCUACAGGUACCGGCGACGGCGCUCGCGGUCCAGCUCGAGGUCCACCGAGGCCUCGCCCUCCAGGGACGUGUCACCAGUGGGCCUGAAGAUCGCCGGGGCCAUCCCCAUGGGUGAGCUGUCCAUGUACACUCUGUCCCGGGAGCCCCUCAAGGUGACCACCGCCGCCAGUUACAGCCCCGACCAGGAGGCCAGCUUCCUGCAGGUGCAUGACUUCUUCCAGCAGGACCUGAAGGAAGGCUUGCACGUCAGCAUGCUGAACCGGCGGACGACCCCCGUGUGAGCACCCCUUUCUAGCACCAACCUCUCCCCCAGAACGGCUGUUUGGAUCCCACACGAGGGCACUGAACCCUUAAGACGGACCCACAAUGGACUGAAGCCAAACCCAACCCUCCCGGGUCUCCAGAUGUGUCAUGGGCUGGCUCAGAGCGACGUGCCAGGAGACUAGAACCAGAAGCGGAAGGCUGACUUUAGCUCCCCAAAGGCUGUUCUGAUGCCCCGGGUUCCAAAAUCUCCCAGGAGGCCAAGCGCUCUCCUGAGGCUGCCCAGCCUUCACCAACCUGAGUAAAUAAAAUCGAGCCAUUAUUUCCUGUUGGAAACAAAUCUUGCCAGAAGAAUGGGUUUCCGGGGCCUUCCCUCCCUGCCUGGGCGAUGGCCACCAAGGUAUUCACCAGGCAAAUGGAGGCCUUAGGAUACUGGUCAGCCGCUUUUCAACCUGGGGUUGCCGUGUCUGGGAGCUGGAAACGUGGAAGCCGAAGCUUGCCCCUUCCUCCCUUCUGUCUGUCUGUCUCCCUCUGGCAGUAGCCUGUUGUCAAAAUAACAGUAAUCCUGAGGAGAAAGCCCUGCAGCCAACUGGUGCUUUGGCCUGUGUGCUGCCCUGGGGCUGGCUCCCCUGGCCCUGAGGAGGAAUCCACAGAAUGGGAGGCCUUCACUGGCCUGGGCAUGAGGUAAAGGCUGGAGUCUGUUGCUGGGUUUCCUAUCUGCUUCUGGAACUUUCUGCCUCACACAGAAAGAGCAGAACACACUAACUGUACUUGAGAGUCCAGAAGAUUCCAUGGGUCAGAGGAAAGGUGGUCACGUGGCCUCUUGCUUUGUCCCGCCCAACUGGCCUGACUAGCAACUCUGUCUCUCCUGGGGGAGGUGGAGGGCAGAUACCCUCUCCCAUGGGUGUUUAGCAACAGAAGCUUGAACUCCUGGGCAAGAAAGGGAGACCCAAGGGUCAACAGUGACCAAAAAAAUCAGAGAACAAACAUCCAUUUCCUAGGUGGUUAUUAAUCACGAUUUGUUGCAAAUAAAUGCCAGGAGAGCAAGUUACAUUCAUUCCCUCAUUUUCAAAGUAGCAGAACACCUCGCCCAACUCCUACUGUUGUAAUUUAUUCUGCCACCACCUGAAAGGGCUCAGUGAGGAAGUUUGGAUGAAGGGCCAGGCUAUGCUUUUCUUCCUCCUCAUGAAAGGGACGUCUCAGCGCUUUGGAACUGAGGAGGCAGGUUCCCUGUUUGACAUUUUUUUUCCAAACAUUUUUCCACUUCCUGAAGCCAGGAGAGAACAUGGAAGCAUGUCUGGGUUCAGAAGAAAAACUGUCUGGAACAUGGAGCUUACCCUCUUUUAUAUAAAACACGUGCUUUCUAAAGACACAUCCUUUCUUACUUUUUGAGACUUGGUCAUACCACCUUGAGCAGUUGUCUGUGAUGCCAGUAGCUGUGUACUUAGAAGUGACAAGCAAAUUCUUACCUCAGCCACCUGCUCACCUAGCGGACUCGGCCCCUAGGGGUUCACAUCCAGAUCAUGGUCAUUGCCAUCCUCCUUUUGCCCCCAGAGAGGAAAUCUCCACUGUCCCAUCUCUAUUGGAUGCCCCUGUGUGCUGGUGAGCUGAGGCGUGGCGUCCCUGGCCUCUCUGUGCUUGCUCAGAACCCUUCCCUCCCAUUGAGGUUGGCUUUGUGUGGUGGUUUGUCCAAGCAUGUACAACAGUGAAUGCUGGAGAGCCAGGGCUCAUGGCCUGCCCCUGCUGUGGACCAACCUUGUCCCCAUGCCCUAAUCCCAGGCCACCCGCACCCCCUCUACGCCAUGACACCAUCUUUCCAGGCUAGAAAGAAGGGGGUGAAAUCGGGGGACCCAUCACCCAGCAAGGCCCAGAGACUCUUCUGUCAUUUCCAAAAGCAAGGCAGCCUUGCUGUUUCUUCCACAUAAGUUUCUAUCAGCUCUGGAAGUUUCUGUCAUCUCAUGGAGAAAGCUGUGCUCCAAUGAAUCCUACCUCUUGCCCAGUCCCAGGCAGAGAACGCAGAGCCCACUCUAGUUCCUAGAAAGAGUAGAAAGAAGCGACAGAGCAGGGAGAACAACCUCAGACCCCCUGGUCUUCACAGCCUUUCUCCACACUGCCGCCCCAGGCUCUGGGAGGGACCCUCGUCUGUGGUCUGUCCCCUCCUCCUCAUGGUAUCCCGGCCAGGGCAUGCUUGGAGAAGGGACCGGAGCUGGCCCCCUGCCAACUACCAGUCUGAGACCUUGCGCCCACGGGGCAGAUGUGGUGGCCUGUGCCCACCUCCUCACCACCCUCCCGUGCCACCUUCCUCUCCCACCAGCCCCUGUGUGUUUCGCCAAUUAAGCACCUGUGAA